This is a messenger RNA of Lactuca sativa (garden lettuce), 357 nucleotides long. Lineage: Eukaryota; Viridiplantae; Streptophyta; Magnoliopsida; Asterales; Asteraceae. The record is from RefSeq and is a predicted model, not a curated record.
AUGACCACCAUCACCACCCAUCAUCACCAUUGCCACCACCACCACCCACCACCCAUCACCCCUCCACCAACUACCACUACCCAUCACCACUCGCCACCAUCACCCCCACCCACCACCAGACAAAACCAUCACCCACCACUAUCACCACCACCCCCACCACCCACUACAACUACCACCCACCCACCUCCACCACCCAUCACAACCACCUACCCAACACCCACCAUUAUGACCAACACCCAUCACCCAUCACCACCACCCACAACCACCACCCAUCACCACUACCCACCACCUACUACCAUCACCCACCUCCACCUCCCAUCACAACCACCCACCACCACCCCACCCAUGACACAUUAA